CAAGGAAAAGGCAGAGACUAGAAAAGCAAGAAGCGGCCUUUACCAAAUUCGGUUUCAAUGAAAUGAAAUUUUUCAUUGAUAAUUUUCCAUAAGCAUUAUCAACAUAAUUACCUGCCAAUUUUUCUAGCCCAAUCUGAAGCUCCCAAAAUUCCCCUCAAUUUUGGCAGGUUCCUGAACUCACAUUGUACUUGAUAAGGUGAUGGCGGGUGCAGAAGAUAUUGAUCUCUCAGAUUUAAAAUCCCAAUUGUCUCAAACAGACGUUACUUGGAAGCUGGAGAUGGAGAAAAGCCAGUCCCAAGUGGAUGCUUUGCAAGCAAAACUUUUGGAGGUAAAAGCUUAUAUUCAGGGAUCAGAAGAAGAUACAAACAGGGGUUUAGAUGUUCUAUGGCAUAGAGUGAAAACUGCUUCAACAUUGAUGACGUACUUGAAAGCUAAAGCCAGGGUCAUGGCUGUUCCAGAUUUGGCCCAGUCUUCAUGCGGUAUCAAAGAACUAGAUGGAGUAGGCCUUGUUGAUAAAAAUGGGAUACCAUUAUCCAGUUGGUCUAGGGAUGUUGAUCUCUCGUCUUUUGAUGAUGCUGAUGAUGAAUUAUGGAUUAGACUUUCGAGUAAACAUGGUUGCCUUGAUGAACAAGAUGGAUCUUAUAUGAGUGAAUUACUCAGAAGUGUACAAUUGGUUACAGAUGUUAUGGAAAGUCUUGUCAAGAGGAUUAUAAUGGCAGAAUCUGAAACUGCUAUAGAGAAAGAGAAGGUAACUGUAGGUGAAGAAGAGAUUAAAAGGAAGGUGCUCCAGAUUGAAAACAUGUCCACUAAGUUAGAGGAAAUGGAAAGAUUUGCUCUGGGUACAAAUCUUAUCCUGACUGAGAUGAGGCAGAGAGUUGAAGAUUUGGUUGAAGAAACUUCUAGACAGAGGCAUAGAGCUGCAGAAAAUGAGCAGGAGCUUUGUCGUGUUAAGAGAGACUUUGAGUCUCUGAAAACCUAUGUCAGUAAUCUCAUUAGUGUGAGAGAAACAAUUCUAUCAUCAGAAAAGCAAUUCCAGACAAUUGAAAGGCUUUUUGAGCGGCUGGUCGCCAAGACAACACAAUUGGAGACUGAGAAGUUACAGAAAGAGAAUGAAGUACAAAAACUGAUGGAAGAAAACGUGAGGUUGACUGCUCUACUUGAUAAGAAAGAGGCACAUCUUUUAGCCAUGAAUGAACAAUGCAAGGUUAUGGCACUAAGUGCUUCAAAUAUCUAGUUCAGUGUGUUUAGACCCUUUGUUUUUUGUGUCUUUGUCAUGUUCAAUGAUCUCACCUGCUGGCCCUCCAGCUUAAAAAGGUGAAUGCAAUAACUGGAUUCUGCAAAACUUUGUAUCCAGUAAAUGCAACUUUGAGAGGAAUCUUUCUACCCCCUUGUUGUCUUGUACUGUCUCAUUGAUAAAAUGCACAUUUUUUCUUAAAUCUAAUGGAAGAAUUAGAUUGCAACCC
Lycium barbarum (goji berry) is the source of this 1463-nucleotide messenger RNA. RefSeq lists its product as uncharacterized. Gene Ontology annotation, biological process: response to red or far red light; negative gravitropism. The record is from RefSeq and is a predicted model, not a curated record. NCBI's taxonomy places the organism in Eukaryota, Viridiplantae, Streptophyta, Magnoliopsida, Solanales, Solanaceae. The transcript is spliced from 3 exons. The coding region runs from base 200 to 1234 and encodes 344 amino acids.